Messenger RNA from Neopelma chrysocephalum (saffron-crested tyrant-manakin), 707 nucleotides. RefSeq names its product reprimo, TP53 dependent G2 arrest mediator homolog (gene RPRM). NCBI's taxonomy places the organism in Eukaryota, Metazoa, Chordata, Aves, Passeriformes, Pipridae. The transcript has a single exon. The record is from RefSeq and is a predicted model, not a curated record. Bases 91 to 522 code for a protein of 143 amino acids.
UGUCAGGCUCGGCUCGGGUGGGCUCGGCACGGCUCAGCCCGGCCCGGCACGGCCCGCCUGCAUGCGGCGGCGGCGGGGCUGCCGGGCGGGAUGAGCGGCUCGGGAAUGCCGGCGGGGAUGAGCGGCUCGGGAAUGCCGGCGGGGAUGAACGGCUCCUCGGCGGGGAUCCCGGGAGCUCUGCCCGGCCCCGGGGGGUUCCCGGGAGGACCGAACGGCUCCUCGUCGGCGGCGGGGCUGCUGGCGGGGGCCGGGGGAGCGGCGCUGGAGCUGGAGCGGGCGCUGCGCUGCUGCACCGCCGCCUCCGUGGUGACCGACGGCAGCGGCGCGGCCGAGGAGCGCAGCCUGUACAUCAUGCGGGUCGUGCAGAUCGCCGUCAUGUGCGUCCUCGCCCUCACCGUCGUCUUCGGCAUCUUCUUCCUCGGCUGCAACCUGCUCAUCAAGUCCGAGGGGAUGAUCAACUUCCUGGUGAAGGACCGCCGGCCGUCCAAGGAGGUGGAGGCGGUGGUGGUGGGACCCUACUGACCGCCCGGGCCCCCCGGGACAGCGCCCGGCCCCGCCGCGGACACAUCUCCGCCUGGCCUCGGAGCUUCUUUCCUCCUUAAAAACCGUCCCACGGACGAUUCCCGGGAUCCCGGAGGCCCCCGGAGCCGCCCGGCCCGUCCCGUCCGCCCGCGGGCUGCCAAGUAAAACGUGCUCUCAUGGCAACA